GGCUACUCCGCACGGUAUCAAAAAUUUGACAAUCGAAGCCAUUCGUUUGCCGGGCCUUUCCACUCCACUCCACUCCACUCCACUCCACUCCACCACAGCAAGCAACAACUCGUCGUUGACGUCCCGCGAGUCCGCAAAGCACCACACCGUUGCAAAGCAAUACUUUGAUCGAACGCGAUUCGUUCCCAGCGCAACAGGUUUCUCAACGAUCGACCCCGGAACACCUUUGACCGGAACACGCCGUCGCCGCCGUUCGAAACGAAACGAAACGAAACCAAACCAAACCAAUGAGUCCGAUUGCGAGUGCGAGUGCGAGUUCGGGCACGGGUCCCGGCGAUGCCGCCGCCUGGGCAUCUCCCCAUAGACGCCGGAUCCGGCCGCGGCCACGAGAUCCCUCCCGGAGCGGGUCCCGCGGGCCCGGCCUAGUAGUGUCGGUGGUCCUUUUUCUGCUGGCCCUGUCGCGGCUGCAAGGGGCCGCCGGGGAGCAGCCGUCCCCGCGAAGCAGGCACCCAUCGACCGGGUGCAUUUCCUCGGGAACCGAGCUGCUGCGGGCCGUCACUGCGUACUACGAUCCGGAGGGGCAGGCGGUGGAUUCCUACGGGACCCCCAUCGAGGACUGGUGCCUCUCGCCGAGCGUCCUGGACGCCUUGUACCGGGAGGGCAGCGACCUGGAGACCCGCUUUUCCGCCACCUGGGAGGGCAUUGUCGAUUCGCACGGCGAAACCUUCGCCGGAGGCCUCACGGAAGGCUCGCUGGCUCUGGCGUGGCUGGGGGCUUCCACGAACGAGAACCACGUGUGCGCGGAUCUGUGCGCUCCCGCCGGGGAGGACGUACGAGUACCAGUACCAGUACCAGUACCCUUCGAUCCGGAGGAAGACGGAAUCCGGGACGAAGACGAAGCCGUUGGGAACGACCCGCACGAAGAUGCGGCGAGCGACAACGACCGCGACCAGGAAGAACCUCCGUCUCUUUCCGCUUCGGCAACCACGAKAAGCACGACUACCACGAGCAUGCUGGUUCGACUCAUUCCCGUGAAACUGGUGGCGGUUCUUUCGCUGAUGUGCCUGGCUCUUGGCCUGCGACAAAUGUAUUUUUCGGUCGAUAGCGACAGCCGCUGUUGGUGUUGCUGCAAGUGGUUCAGCUCGGUCUUUGGUUCGAGGUACGCUUCCUACGAAGGCAUCGAUCCGUCGGACGUUUCCGAACACCAGAAAAACGUCGAAUUCGAGCUCUUGGAGCUGGCUGCCGAGCUGGAUGCCGAGGUGGUCAUAUCCUAACACCAACGAAUCCAACCAAACAAAAAAGGUUUUCUCUCCUGCAGCCGUGGCGACCGUAGAACAACGCGAUGAGGCGCACGGAGUUCACUCUCUAUCUAGGGCAAAGAGAUGCACCUGGAUAUGGUGGAACAUUUGAUGAGAAAGAAUCCUGUGCGGCGGAAAGAGAUUGGGGUUCUACUCAAUGAACCAUGGUUCCGACAUUUUUGUGCGGCUGCUGGAUUUUGGUGCGAUUUCAUUCCAUUCCAUUCGAUUCGAUUCAAUUUGAUUCGGUGCACUCUUGAACACAAUCUGUCUGUCGUUGGUCACACGAUCUCCCAAGAAACAGAACACCAGCUUGCGACCGAUGCGCCGCUCGACCCGCCAAUUCCUGUUAUUGAGAAAGAUACGCCGGAGAAAGUUGCUUGGUGAUCUCAGUACCUCCGCGACGAAGAAGGAUGGUGUCGAAGUACGAUACAGGCACGUGACACAUUCCUUCAUUGUACUAAUACAGUCAUGGCUGCUUUGAUCUUGUAAAUUAAAUGAAUUUAUCUACC
Messenger RNA from Pseudo-nitzschia multistriata, 1807 nucleotides. The record is from the annotation of a GenBank genome assembly. Lineage: Eukaryota; Bacillariophyta; Bacillariophyceae; Bacillariales; Bacillariaceae.